CGGCUCUUUUCAGGGUCUGGCGAGAGCGGCGGAGACGGCUGCGUGCGCACGCGCCCUGCGAGAGCGGCCGGAAAGGAGCGAGCGCGCUUUGACGAACUUGGGUGCGGGGAGCAGAGGAAGGCGGCUGGCGGCUGGCCCCUUGGCAGACCGGGGAAGUGGGAAAGCGAAGGGCGGCCGAGUCGGCGGCGCCUCCCCGCUCGCCUCGAGGGAACUGGGGCUUAGCGUCGGCGUCCACAGGCGAAGAACCGUUUCCAGUUGGCAGAGGGCCCCCACGUCAGUAUGUGGAUGCCCGUUCUCCACAUCCUUGCAGCCCUUUCUCACAACCUCGAAGGACUGGAUCUCUUAUCACGAAGAAAAAGAGGCACGUUCCUCGGAGUGAUGCCUGUAACCUGCUCUUCUGAAAAAGCGUAGUCAGGACAGGACAGGAUUUCAGUAUCGUCAUCUGCCCUUCCAUUGUUUGGCCUAGGUACCCUCCACUGGAGUAUUGGAUUUCGUGUGAAAAUACAAGCUGUACUUGCUGAAUGGAGUUGUACUUUCUCUGGGCUUUGCCACAUGUGAUAUUAUGAAUGAGAAACUAACAAUCAUGCAAGUCUUAGGAUACUAAAGCUGGAGUGAGAUGUUUGCAAGAAGACACUCAUUGCUGUUUUCUGCUCCAUUUGAUAUUGGAUUAUUCUGCACUAAAUCUAGAAACCUGGUGUGAGAACCUGUGCUGUUUUCUACUGUUUUGCUGAUAGUGUCUAUAAAGAAUUGUCAUGUUACAGAACAGUCAUAAUUAAGUGCCUUGAAUCCCUUUCGAUCAUAACAUUACCAAAAAACCUCUCCAGCAGUUAACGCUCUACAACAAGCUGCUGUUUAUUUACUCUGUGGUAUUUCUUGAGCUGCAUUAAAAAGGCAAAAAUGUCAUUCUUUAACUUCCGUAAGAUCUUUAAGUUGGGAGGUGAAAAGAAAAAGAAGCAGUAUGAGCAUGUUAAGAGAGAUCUGAAUCCAGAAGACUAUUGGGAAAUUAUUGGAGAACUGGGUGAUGGUGCAUUUGGCAAAGUAUUCAAGGCUCAGAACAAAGAAACAAAUGUCCUUGCUGCUGCAAAGGUGAUUGAUACUAAAUCAGAGGAAGAACUAGAAGACUACAUGGUUGAAAUUGAUAUCCUAGCAUCAUGUGAUCAUCCCAAUAUUGUAAAACUUCUAGAUGCUUUUUAUUACGAAAAUAAUCUUUGGAUCCUGAUUGAAUUCUGUGCUGGUGGUGCCGUAGAUGCUGUAAUGUUGGAACUUGAGAGGCCUUUAACAGAACCGCAGAUCAGGGUAGUUUGCAGGCAGACUCUUGAAGCACUACAUUAUCUACAUGAAAAUAAGAUAAUCCACCGUGAUCUAAAAGCUGGCAAUAUUCUUUUCACGUUAGAUGGAGACAUUAAACUCGCGGAUUUUGGCGUGUCUGCUAAAAAUACAAGGACAAUUCAGAGACGGGAUUCUUUCAUUGGUACCCCAUAUUGGAUGGCUCCUGAAGUGGUAAUGUGUGAGACAUCUAAAGACAGACCUUAUGAUUACAAGGCUGAUGUUUGGUCUUUAGGUGUCACUUUAAUAGAAAUGGCUGAAAUAGAACCGCCUCACCAUGAACUGAACCCUAUGCGUGUUCUGCUGAAAAUUGCGAAGUCUGAACCACCGUCUUUGGCACAACCUUCAAAAUGGUCAGCUGACUUUAAAGACUUUUUAAAGAAAUGUUUGGAGAAGAAUGUAGAUGCCAGAUGGAGCACCAUUGAACUUCUCCAGCAUCCAUUUGUUACCGUCACUUCCAAUAAACCAGUCCGAGAACUGAUUGCAGAAGCUAAAGCUGAGGUUACAGAAGAAGUUGAAGAUGGAAAAGAUGAAGAUGAAGAGGAGGAAUCUGAAAAUUCUUUGCAGUUACCUGCAAAUAAGCGAGCCUCAUCUGACCUCAGCAUUGCAAGCUCAGAAGAGGAUAAACUGUCACAGAAUACCUGCCUUCUGGAAUCUGUUUCUGAAAAAACAGAACAUACAUCCACUGUAGAGACUAGUACUGAUAUGCCUGUAAAUGAUAAAAUGACAGUUGAGUUCAACAGAAUUGAAAUUGAGAAAUCCAGUGAAAGCUUAUCUGAUACCCCCCAGGAGCAUACUGAAAAGCUGCAGAAUGGAUCCGUUUUACUGGGAGAAGAUGAGGAAGCAAAGAAAAGUAGAGUUAAAAAUAAUAUUCAAAAUAUAGUAUUGAUAGAGGAUUUUGUAUCACAGAACAAAGAAGAAGAAAUUGAUGCAGUAGUAUCUGAAACAGAUGUUGAACCCAACGAAGGAAAUGACUUUGCAAAUGAAUCAGUGUCUGAAAACACACAAAAAAUAACACCUGAACCUGAAGGCAGCAAUGCAGACAUCACAGAAGUAAUUCCUAAUGAGGCUCUGGAGACGGAAGAAAAAUGUCGUAGUGCGGACUUUCAAGAACAUGGAGCAGGGGAAGAGAUGAAAGUUGAAGGAAUUCAAGAAAUUAAGGAGUUGCAAGAUAGCAUAUGUGCAAAAAGUGGCCAGAUAGAAUCUGAAGUUCAGAGAAAAGAAAUUACUGUUGUUACUGGUGAGUCUCAGGUGACAGAUACAGUGCAGGGGAAAAUACAAGAGGGUACCAGCAAAGUUGCAGAGAGUGAGAGUGCUGGGGAAUCUUUGAACAGUGAUGUAGACAAAAUGUUUGAAAGUGUACAGAAGUCAACAGAGAAUAUUGCUGAGGAAACUCAGGAAAAAGGUUCCUCUGAACCAACUCCAGUGAAAGAUGAAGGUCAAGUAAUCGAUUCUGUUCAGCAGCUAGUUGAGAGAAGUGUGGAUAGGGCGACUGAAGUAAAGGAAAUAGAUAUCAAAGUUUCAUCAGAAAUGGAAGAUGAGCCAGAGUCUGUGGAACAUGACACACAGCAUGUUGAGGAGAAAAGCACAAUUGAGAAAAGCAACACUGAACACCAAAUUGGAGAAUCUGACCAUAAAUUAGAAAUUGCUGAGGAAAGCAACAAGGCUGACAUUCCAAUAGGCACAGACUUUCCAUUAGUUUCAAGUGAUGUAAAGUCUGAUAUAGCCAUCAAACAGCCACAAGCAACUGAGUUAUCUCCAGUACCCAAAAUUCACAUUAGUUGUGUAGAAAAUGAAGCAAAAGAUAAGUUAGGCAUUCAGUGUAGUGUUGAAAAUUCACGGCAGCUAGAUCCUGAAAGCUCUAAAGAAAACGAUACCGAUUCAGGCACUGGUUCCACUGCUGACAACAGCAGCAUCGAUUUGAACUUGUCCAUUUCCAGCUUCCUCACUAAAAACAAGGAUAGUGGUUCAAUAUCUUUACAGGAAACUAAAAAACACAAGAAAACUUUAAAGAAAACUCGCAAGUUUGUUGUUGAUGGAGUAGAAGUAAGCGUCACUACUUCUAAAAUAGUCACUGACAACGAUUCUAAAAGUGAAGAAUUACGGUAUCUUCGGCGGCAAGAAUUGCGGGAAUUACGAUUUCUUCAAAAAGAAGAGCAGCGAAAUCAACAGCAGCUCAGUAAUAAACUGUUACAGCAACGAGAACAGAUGUUUAGGCGCUUUGAACAGGAAAUGACAAGUAAGAAGCGGCAAUAUGACCAAGAAAUUGAAAACUUAGAAAAACAGCAAAAACAGACAAUAGAACGUUUGGAACAAGAGCAUACAAAUCGCUUACGUGAUGAAGCAAAACGCAUCAAAUCGGAACAAGAGAAAGAGCUGACAAAGUUCCAGAAUGUGUUGAAAAACAGAAAAAAAGAGGUUUUUAAUGAAGUGGAGAAAGCACCAAAAGAGCUGAGAAAAGAGCUCAUGAAACGCAAGAAAGAAGAGCUUACCCAAUCCCAGCAUGCUCAGGAGCAAGAGUUUGUACAGAAGCAGCAACAAGAAUUGGAUGCAUCACUAAAGAAAAUCAUUCAACAGCAAAAAACUGAACUAGCCACCAUUGAACGGGACUGUUUAAAUAACAAGCAGCAGCUCAUGAGAGUCCGUGAAGCUGCAAUAUGGGAGCUUGAAGAGAGACACUUGCAGGAAAAGCAUCAACUGCUCAAACAGCAACUGAAAGAUCAGUACUUCUUGCAAAGACACCAGCUGCUUAAACGGCAUGAAAAAGAAACGGAGCAAAUGCAAAGAUAUAACCAGAGGCUUAUUGAAGAGCUGAAGAACAAGCAAACCCAGGAAAAAGUCAGAUUGCCCAAAAUCCAACGUAGUGAAGCAAAAACUAGAAUGGCGAUGUUCAAAAAAAGUCUAAGAAUUAAUUCAUCGAGCACUCCAGAACAGGAUCGUGAAAAGAUUAAGCAGUUUGCUGUUCAAGAAGAAAAGAGACAUAAAAAUGAAAGACUAGCUCAGCACCAGAAGCAUGAAAAUCAAAUGCGAGACCUGCAAUUGCAGUGUGAAGCCAACAUUAGAGAAUUGCACCAGCUACAGAAUGAAAAAUGCCAUCUACUGGUUGAACAUGAAACUCAAAAACUAAAAGAGCUGGAUGAAGAACACAGCCAAGAACUAAAAGAAUGGCGAGAGAAACUGAGACCCCGGAAAAAGACAUUAGAAGAAGAAUUUGCUCGGAAGCUUCAAGAACAGGAGGUUUUCUUUAAAAUGUCUGGAGAAUCUGAGUGCCUUAAUCCAUCAACACAAAGCCGGAUUUCUAAAUUCUAUCCAAUCCCUAGCCUGCACUCCACUGGAUCAUGAAUCUGGGAACCUCUGCAGGGGUUGGCUUUUUUCCUUCGUGUUUUCAGUUUUCCUUUUUCACCUCCUGCAGUAGUAAAAUCUGCAUCCCAAGGACCUCUGUGGAAGUUCACCCAUUUUUAGCAGAGACACUUGAUGUCGCUUUUUCCUGCUUGUUUUUAUGCUGGGAGACUAUCUAAAAUAGAAGCACAGAUCUUGGUCUUGAAUUCUGAUAUGAGAUCUUUCAUGAGGUUUAAGAAUGGAUAACCUUUUGAAAACUGAUCUAAAAAUGUAAUGUUCAACUAUUUUGGUGUUGAAAAAUCAGUUUAAAUUAUUAGUGAUAAUCUGUAAUAGCCCAACAACAAAAAAGUAUAAAGGAUUCUUAAGCAAACAUGCUGCUGUUAAUUUUAACCAAAUCUUCAUUAUAGCCAUUACUUUGUGCUUGAAUGGGUUGUCUCAUUAUAUUCAGUGCCUGAAACCCUCAAACAUGUUGGGUAUUUUUGUUUUGCAAAGCAACCUAUUUUAAUGUUAAUAUAACUGUAACAGAAAAUCUUGCUUCCACUUCUGUCAGAUCCUCACCCAAUAAUAUUUUGCACAGAAGUAUGUAAAAGCUGCUUCUGUCGAUAUUAAAAAGCACAGUUUGUCUUUCCCCAUUUCAGGCUACUGGUAGUCUACAAACUUAAAUGAAACUGCAGAAUUGAUUUCUCAAAAUAAAGUGUGCAUAAUUUGCCCAUUCCUGACUCUACAUUAUAGAAUGUGGACUGGCAUAGUUAGCAGAUUCUCUCCUAGCUGAAAUCUUGAAGUUUGACACUCCAGAGCAGAAAAUUACAACACCUGUCCCUUUUCUUAAACAAAUCAGUGCUGAUAUCUCUGGUAGCAAGAAGUAGGUUUAUUUUGAAACAUUCGUUGGUGUUUAGAGGGUUUUAAGUUAAGCAUGGGCUUGUGGCUUAAUCUGGUUCAUUGUUUUACUUUGAUGUUACUAAAAUGUUACAAUUUUAUUUCUAAAAUUCAUUGUUGUACUGUAACUUAUUUGUUGGGAUGGGAUAGAAAUAUUUAUCACACUGUUGACAGCGGAAAUGCCUGCAUUCAACAAAAACUGAAGCCUUUGAGGCAUCUGAUUUGAGUCAUACCAAAAACAGUAUUUGUAAACGAUGGUUUUGGUAUGCCAAAGUUAAAUGUGUAAUAUAAAUGUUGGUUGCUUCUUAUCUUUUGAGGCCUAAUCCUUUAGUAGAUAUCUUUUGAUUAUGAUCUAUAAGUUUUCACAUUUUGCUAUCUCUAUUAAAUGCAAAAAUAGUUGUUUUCUUACAAAUUUUAUAUUAUGUCAGCAACAUUCCUGCAUCAGAAGGAAAUGGAUUGUAAAAUUAAGUAACAGUUUUAUCAGGUUUAGCCAAGGGCAGGAUUACAGAAUUCAGUUACUGAACUUGAUAUUGUCAGGUCAAAUUGUUUCAUAGUAAUAGUACAGUAAGAAUAGUUUUUUAAAGAUGCAUGUUUUAAGUUGCAUUUUGUUCUUUCUAAACUAUGGUUUACUUUAACAAAUACUUAGCUAACCUUAAUAGCUUGCAUUUUAUUUUAUCAAUUUGUACUGUGUACCAGGUUGUAAAUUCACAAUGCUCAUCACUAGAAUGUUGCAUUUUGCUGUAUACAAUGUUCUGAAAUUGGUUUAUCUUGAAUUGCUUAGGAAGAAAAAGUAUUCAAAAGCCUUUACUUUUUUAAAGCUCACCUUUACAAAAUAACUAGUAUUGAUUAUAACAUUAAAUACUGUAUAUCUGUCUAAUCAACAGAUAAUCUA
Messenger RNA from Eublepharis macularius, 6433 nucleotides. RefSeq names its product STE20 like kinase (gene SLK). NCBI's taxonomy places the organism in Eukaryota, Metazoa, Chordata, Lepidosauria, Squamata, Eublepharidae. Gene Ontology annotation, biological process: protein phosphorylation. Gene Ontology annotation, molecular function: protein serine/threonine kinase activity; ATP binding; protein binding. The record is from RefSeq and is a predicted model, not a curated record.